AUGAAAGAUCCGGCGGCCAAUAUCAAGACGAAAGUCAUCCUUGUUGGUAUUGGAGGCGCUACAUGUUCAGGGAAGACAACGCUGGCUAAGCACACGAAGGAUAUUCUUCCCAAUAGUGUCAUCGUUCACCAAGAUGUGCGUAUUGAUCUUGAUCCGGACGAGAUGCUUCCUACCAAAAACUGGGACGCACCGAGCGCCAUUGACUGGCCUCGAAUGCGGAAGUUUCUAUCAGAUGUGAAGUCCACCGGCGGCAUCCCACUCGACCAUAUCAGUUAUGAUAUCCCGGAUGAUGGGAAAGAUGUGCCUAUAGAUGGGAAUAGGACAAAGGCCUGGAAGGCACGCUUUCAAGACCUCGAACAACGCUGUUUGGUUGUCGCCAAUACCAAGGUAAUUUGGGUGUUAGUUGAUGGAUUUAUGUUAUACUGGGACCAGGAUGUUAUUCGUCAGCUGGAUGUUUGCAUGUUCUUACGUGUACCGGGGCAAGUACUAAAGGAGCGGCGUGAAGCACGCGAUCGGCUAGGUCGAUUACCUUGGACUGAUCCCGAAGGUUAUUGGGAUGAUGUCUGCUAUCCUGAGUAUAUUGUGACACAUAAGGGCCUGUUCAAGGGUGAGGAUGUUGAAAACGGCAAACCGAGUGAGGAUCGAGUGAAAGGGUUGCUGGUGAUUGAGUCUAAAGCCAAGGAGAGCAUGGAUAUGAUGGAUAUUGUAGAGGUCUGUUUAGAAAAUCUUACUAGUACGGUGAGCGACCUGUGCACGGGACAUUGA
Messenger RNA from Suillus paluster, 765 nucleotides. RefSeq lists its product as uncharacterized. The coding region runs from base 1 to 765 and encodes 254 amino acids. The transcript is spliced from 5 exons. The record is from RefSeq and is a predicted model, not a curated record. Lineage: Eukaryota; Fungi; Basidiomycota; Agaricomycetes; Boletales; Suillaceae. Gene Ontology annotation, cellular component: cytoplasm.